Molecule: messenger RNA, 1623 nt
Organism: Coffea eugenioides
Lineage: Eukaryota; Viridiplantae; Streptophyta; Magnoliopsida; Gentianales; Rubiaceae
Product: raucaffricine-O-beta-D-glucosidase-like
Exons: 12
Coding region: 1-1623 (540 amino acids)
Biological process (GO): carbohydrate metabolic process
Molecular function (GO): beta-glucosidase activity
Source: RefSeq, a predicted model, not a curated record
AUGGCAGCAAAUGGCAAUAUCACAAGUGAGCUCAGCCGUGCUGAUUUCGGAGAGGACUUCAUUUUUGGAAGUGCAUCGUCUGCUUACCAGAUGGAAGGUGCAGCCGAAGAAGGUGGCAGAGGCCCUAGUAUAUGGGAUAAAUUUACUGAACAAAGACCUGAUAAAGUGGUCGAUGGAAGUAAUGGAAAUGUGGCUAUUGAUCAAUAUCAUCGUUACAAGGAAGAUGUCCAAAUGAUGAAGAAAAUUGGCUUAGAUGCAUACCGAUUUUCAAUCUCCUGGCCCAGAGUACUGCCUGGCGGAAGACUAAGUGCUGGUGUGAACAAAGAAGGAAUCCGGUACUACAACGAUCUUGUUGAUGAGCUCCUAGCUAAUGGUAUCAAGCCUUUCGUGACUCUUUUCCAUUGGGAUGUACCACAAACUCUGGAAGAUGAAUACGGCGGUUUCCUCUGUCGAAGGAUAGUGGAUGACUUUCGAGAAUUUGCUGAGCUAUGUUUUUGGGAAUUCGGUGAUCGUGUGAAACAUUGGAUGACAUUGAAUGAGCCGUGGACUUUUGCCUAUAGUGGCUACACCACUGGUGGCCAUGCACCCGGUAGGGGUGUAUCCACAGCAGAACAUAUCAAAGAAGGCAAUACUGGACACAGAUGCAACCAUCUAUUUUCAGGCAUUCCUGUGGAUGGUAAUCCUGGCACAGAGCCAUACGUGGUAGCACACCAUUUGCUACUUGCUAACGCUGAAGCUGUAAAAGUGUACCGCAAAUACUUUAAGGGUCAAGAAGGGAAGAUAGGAAUAACCCUAGUGUCACAAUGGUGGGAACCUCUUAAUGAUACUCCACAGGACAAGGAAGCGGUUGAGCGGGCGGCUGAUUUUAUGUUCGGAUGGUUUAUGUCACCAAUAACCUAUGGUGACUAUCCAAAAAGGAUGAGGGAUAUUGUGAAGUCACGCCUUCCAAAAUUUUCAGAAGAAGAGAGCCAAAAUUUGAAAGGGUCUUUUGAUUUUCUUGGAUUGAAUUAUUAUACUGCUAUAUAUGCUAGUGAUGCAUCCGGGACCAAAAGUGAACUUUUAAGCUAUGCCACUGAUCAACAAGUUAAGACUCAAACGGUAGGUCCUGAUGGCAAAACAGACAUUGGCCCAAGGGCUGCCUCUAAAUGGCUAUACAUUUAUCCUCUUGGGAUUUACAAGCUCUUACAAUACGUCAAAACACAUUACAACAGUCCGCUUAUUUUCAUUACUGAAAAUGGUGUUGAUGAGGAAAAUGAUCCAGGUCUUACUGUAUCAAAAGCUCGUAUUGAUAAGACAAGGAUCAAAUAUCAUCAUGAUCAUCUGGCGUAUGUAAAACAAGCUGUGGAUGUGGAUAAAGUUAAUGUCAAAGGUUACUUUAUAUGGUCAUUGCUCGACAACUUUGAAUGGUCCGAGGGCUAUACAGCUCGUUUCGGGAUUAUUCAUGUAAACUUCAAAAAUAAAAAUGCAAGAUAUCCAAAGGAGUCAGCUUUAUGGUUCAUGAAAUUCCUCGCUAAGCGCAAUGCUGUCAAUGAUCCAUCUCCAACAGAGACAACCAAAAGGGCACUUCAAAAUGCAGGAUUAGCUGAUCAAGAAAACCCUAAGAAGAAGAUCCUCAAAACUUGA